AUGCUCGCCGUAGCACUCCCAAAGGGGUCACACGAAGCUACCAUGUGCAAAGGUUUUGGCUCCACCCUGACCGGACCCGCUCUGAAGUGGUAUUUCAACUUGCCCUCCAGGUCUAUAGCCUCCUUCGCGGUACGCAGCGACAAAUUCGUGGAGCAAUUCGCCAGCAGUACGGACCUGGAGAAAACCUCCGACAGCCUCUACGAAAUCCUCCAGCACCGCGCGGAACCCCUGCGAGGCUACAUAGCCCCCUUAAAUCAAGAGAAUGUGGCUAUCCCCGAAUGCAGUAUCCCCACUGCUUUCUCUGCUUUCAAGAGAGGUCUGCUCCCCGAUGGAAACCUCUACAAGGAGCUGCCAAGUAUCAGUGCAAAACUAUGGAAGACGUCCUAUCUCGAGCCUGGACGCAUGUCAAAUGAGAGGAAGACGUCGCCAGUCGUGCCAAGGUACAACAAAAGCAAGAUCCCAAGACGAUCUAACCAAACCGAACCGAGCGAGACGAGAAGCCCUCUCAAAGACCAGCUAGGGACUCCGGGAAUCGAAACCGGGGCAGUUCACGAGGAGGAAAACAAGCAGCUACCAAUCUAUUACGUAAGCCAGGCUCUCCUAGACGGGGAGACCCGCUCUAGCCACCUAGAAAAGCUAUCCUUAGCCCUGAUAGUCGCCGCUCGCAAGCUCCGACCCUACUUCCAGGCUCAUCCAAUCGUGGUUGUUACCUCCUUCCCUGUAAAGUUGGUCCUCCAUAAACCAGAAGUCUCCGGAUGCCUAGCCAAAUGGGCCGUGGAACAAGGGGAAUACGAUGUAAUAUUUCGACCCGCCACGGCUAUAAAGUCACAGGUCCUAGCAGACUUCGUGGCUGAAUUCUCCCCUGCCUUGCUCCCAGCUCUGGAGCAGGAGGUACGCCUCCGAGGCGAAAGUAAGGAAGAGGGAGAAUGGAUCCUACACAUUGAUGUAUCCAGCAACAUCAGAAGAGCUGGAGUAGGGAUAGCUCUUACCUCGCCAACAGGGAACACAGCCUCAAGAACCGUGAGAUGCAACUUCAAAGCAACCAACAACGAAAGCGAGUAUGAGGCCCUAAUUGCAGGCCUAACCCUUGCCCAUCAAAUGGGGGCAGAGAACAUCCAGGUCUUCGGCGACUCCCAGCUGAUAAUCAACAAGGGACAAGGGGAGUACCAAGCAAAAGACGACAGCAUGAUCCAGUAUCUGGCGGUCGCUCAGCGAGUAAUAAGGAAGUUCAAGAGCUGCAAGCUCACCCAAAUCCCACGGGAACAGAAUUCACAAGCCGACGACCUAGUUAAUCUACGGUCCGCCCUUGAAACGAAUAGCCAGAUGAGUAUCCCCUUUCUCGUGCUUCAAUGGCCAGCUACCAUGGAGGAACCCUCGUCAGAGGAGGUCUCCGCCAUUGAAGAAGGUGAAACCUGGAUGACCCCCCUAAUCUGGUACCUGGAGGCCGACAUCCUCCCGGAAGACCGUGGCGAGGCCAGAAAGAUCAAAAACCAAGCCGCGAGGUACUGUAUCUCCCAGGAGAAGCUGUACUGGAGAUCUUUCUCUUGUCCGUAUCUGAGGUGCAUCACACCCCGAGAGGCCACAAGAAUCCUUGUAGAACUACAUGAAGGAGAUUGUGGAUCACACUCUAGCGGUCGAAGCCUGGUGCUCAGAGCCAGAAGGGCCGGUUACUAUUGGCCCAUGAUAAAGUGGGGCAUCGAUAUAGUAGGGAAAUUUCCUAUGGCGCCAGGGCAGAAGGUCUUCCUUCUGAUAGUCACUGACUACUUCUCCAAGUGGGUCGAAGCAGAAGCGCUCAGCCGCAUAACAGGUCUCCAGAUCCGCAAGUUUCUAUGGACCUAG
This is a messenger RNA of Brassica oleracea var. oleracea, 1839 nucleotides long. RefSeq lists its product as uncharacterized. The record is from RefSeq and is a predicted model, not a curated record. NCBI's taxonomy places the organism in Eukaryota, Viridiplantae, Streptophyta, Magnoliopsida, Brassicales, Brassicaceae. Bases 1 to 1839 code for a protein of 612 amino acids. The transcript has 3 exons. Gene Ontology annotation, molecular function: RNA-DNA hybrid ribonuclease activity; nucleic acid binding.